Molecule: messenger RNA, 447 nt
Organism: Penicillium paradoxum
Lineage: Eukaryota; Fungi; Ascomycota; Eurotiomycetes; Eurotiales; Aspergillaceae
Gene: tma22
Product: putative RNA binding protein Tma22
Exons: 1
Coding region: 1-447 (148 amino acids)
Biological process (GO): translation reinitiation; formation of translation preinitiation complex
Molecular function (GO): translation initiation factor activity; mRNA binding
Source: RefSeq, a predicted model, not a curated record
AUGAUCUUUUUGUGUCUAACAGAUGCCCUGAACGCCAACCUUUCCACCCUCUCCAUUUCAGCACAAGAGCGUGCCGCAAAGGAUGCCGCCAAGAAGGAAGCCAAAGCUGCCGCAAGCGAGGCGCGUGAUACUGAGCGCAAGGCUGCCUCCAAGGUUCUGAUCAAGCGUGUGGAACGCAACAAGCGCAAGUACGUGACGGUUGUCGUCGGACUGGAGGUCUUCGGGCUGGAGAACAAGAAGAUUGCAAAGGACCUGGGGAAGAAGUUUGCUACCGGCUCUUCAGUGACCCGCUCGCCUGCUGGUAUUGAGGAAAUUACCGUUCAGGGUGAUGUCAGCGACGACCUGCACGACUGGCUCCUGGAGAUCCACGGCAAGAAGAUUCCCGAGUCUAAUAUUGAAUUGAUUGAAGACAAGAAGAAGAAGAAGAGUGAGGGGCCGAUAGCAUAA